Molecule: messenger RNA, 1522 nt
Organism: Salpingoeca rosetta
Lineage: Eukaryota; Choanoflagellata; Craspedida; Salpingoecidae
Exons: 7
Coding region: 308-1522 (404 amino acids)
Source: RefSeq, a predicted model, not a curated record
CAACCUCACACACACAUCUACCCACAACAAGGGCGACUCGUCCGAGGACAGCACGGAAGCGCCUCAAGAUGUCCCAGUAGUCUACACAACCUUGUCGGCAAACGAGGUUGGCGUUCUUGCGCGCGCGUAUUUGCAAGCAGCCACAGCAGAGUACACGAGCCUUCUGAAGGGCACCCAGGAAGACGACGAUUCACAAUACCAUGCCUUCGCCGAGAAGAUCCGAACAAUUGCCACCAAGAAUGGGAUUGAAGUCCUUCCAGUGUGGCGUGCCCCGCAGAAACCUGCCACAAGGACAUACCUCGACAACAUGAUGAAGCUGUCCUUCACGGAAGACAUCAAGACCCUACUACAGGAAAUCCGCAGUUUGUUCGACAUCAAGAAGGCGCAGGUGCCACAGGUGACCUUCGACGAGGCGGAAACCUUCCUUCGUCGUCUUGAUGAAGUCGCACGCAAAGGACCGGCCGAGUGCAAAGAGUUGGGACAGUUUCGACAAGAUUUACAGUCGAGUGUAGACCCCCGCAAUGCUGCCAAGGAGAAGGAAAAGGACGUGGACGUGGCCCACAGAACAGUUUAUGCGCAGCCGUUCUCGGCCGAGCUUCUCUGCCCUGAUUGGCACCUGCACAAUGAGUGGUUCCAAGUGGUCAAACACAAGGACAAACCCCUGCACUUUGCUGAUGCCUUUUGCACGCCCGAGACGCUCUUCAACGACCGCAUGCAAGCGCCCCUCGUCAGGGCGUGUGGUGAUGCAGCAGUGUACGUCAAGAGCCACGCGUCGUUUGAGGCCGACCCCGCUGUUGUCGUUCACUAUGCUGUGCGUCUGGCCUCGAACCUUGACUGCAACCCACUGUUGAUUGAUCUCAAGACCCGUGACAGCCGGCGGGCACAGGAUGCUGCCAAGGCGCAGGUGCUGGAGUACGCAGCAAAGGCCAUCAAGUCCGCAGGCCCGGAGUGGCGUGACUUGAAGGGGUAUUUGUUCCCCUUUGCCAUCACUGUCUGCAUGUAUAAAGUGUCCGUGUACGCGUGCACGCUGGGCGAGGAGAUGCACGGUGGCGAGGCCUUUCCCAGUGUCCUUUACACAAAACUUGGCGACAUCGACCUGAGCAGGCUUGGGUAUGUCAUUGAGUGGCUGCUCGACGAAGAGCACAUGGCGCAUUACGAGAAUGUUUCCGCCAUUGCCCAGACGACAGCCACAACUGCUGGCUUCUCGGACACGCCUUCCUCGACAACCACCCACACCACUAGCACCAGCGACAAGGAAGAAGCAGCCCAGGCAGAAUCCACGCCACCACAGCAGGCUGUCGACACGCAGUGCAGCACAAAGACAGCCAAGGCCGAAGCCAAGGCCAAACCCACACCGCAUCAGGGCCGGGGCCAGCAGGCAAAGGCACGCAGACCGGUAACUCGCGGCGCCUCCAGAGUCAACCGCAAAGCAGCAGCGGCAGCGCCAGCAAGCGAAGACACGCCAAGCCGCAAGUCGCGCCGUCUCGAGGAGCACGCCAGCAAGACCGGGUACCGGGCGUAG